AUGUGAGGAGGGUUGAAGCCUGGAAGGAUAGAAUCACGCAGGAGAGAGGGUGACUGCGAGAAUCCAGCGGGAGGAGGAGAACGAGAACGAGCACGAGCGCGAGCGAGAGAAAGAGAGAAUCUCUCGGAGAGUCUCCGAACAAGAAGGCGAACGAUUUCUUUUGAGGAAAAGGGCAGUCCUCGAGCAUCAUGCAUCUAAUGGAUUCAUUGUUUUGCUGGGUCUCCCACAAGUAUGGAUGACAUACAAAAGGGCAGACCUUUUGUAUGGGAUGACACUAACCAAGUGGCCAUGCAAGUAGUGGCACUCGCAAAUUGGGGUUCGAGCCUCCCAUCUCAAGACACCAUACGCAGCGAGAAUGGGCGCCGGUGGUAACAUGCCCCUACCCACACCUAGGAAUAAGGGAGAACACGACGCCCUCAAGAGAGUCCCAUACUCCAAACCCCAAUUCACGCUAGGCGAAAUCAAGAAAGCAAUUCCACCCCACUGCUUCCAACGCUCAGUCCUCCGUUCCUUUUCAUAUGUGGUCUAUGACCUCACCAUCGUCUCCCUCCUCUACUAUAUCGCCACCACUUACUUCCAACACCUUCCAACCCCAAUCUCCUUCGUAGCCUGGCCCAUCUACUGGGCGGUCCAAGGCUGCGUCCUAACUGGUAUCUGGGUCAUCGCCCACGAGUGCGGCCACCACGCUUUCAGCGACCACCAGUGGCUCGACGACACCGUGGGACUCAUCCUCCACUCCUUCCUCCUCGUCCCUUACUUCUCUUGGAAGUACAGCCACCGUCGCCACCACUCCAACACAGGUUCCAUGGAGCGGGACGAGGUCUUCGUCCCCAAGCCCAAGUCCAGCCUCGCUUGGUAUUCCAAGUACCUCAACAACCCACCUGGCCGACUCCUCACUAUCACCAUCACUCUCACCCUCGGCUGGCCUCUUUACUUAGCCUUCAACGUCUCCGGCCGCCACUACGAACGCUUCGCCUGCCAUUACGACCCUUACGGCCCUAUCUACUCCGACCGCGAACGCCUCCAGAUCUGCAUCUCCGACGUCGGUGUCCUCGCCGUCUCUUACGGGCUGCUCCGCCUCGUCUCCGCCAAAGGGCUCGCUUGGGUCAUGUGCAUGUACGGCGUGCCAUUGUUGAUCGUGAAUGGGUUCCUGGUCUUGAUAACAUACUUACAGCACACUCACCCGUCGCUGCCACACUACGACUCAUCGGAAUGGGACUGGCUUAGGGGAGCAUUGGCCACGGUGGAUAGGGAUUAUGGAGUGUUGAACAAGGUCUUCCAUAACAUCACUGACACCCACGUCGCUCACCAUCUGAUCUCCACCAUGCCGCAUUACCAUGCCAUGGAAGCAACCAAGGCUAUCAAGCCCAUACUUGGGGAUUAUUACCAAUUUGAUGGGACGCCCAUAUACAAGGCUGUGUGGAGAGAGACCAAGCACUGUAUUUACGUGGAGGCCGAUGAUGGUUUGAAGGACAAAGGGAUCUUCUGGUACAACAACAAGCUUUGAGUUUGUUACUGUUGGGAUCAGCAAGAGGUUACCUUUUAAUUUUAGGGAUCAGCUCUUCUUCUCAUCUAUCUUCUCUAUAUAAGGGUCAAACAAAACCAGAAAAAGGGGGAAAUGGUACGAGUAGGCAGUAGCUUGUGGCGUUGGGUUUGUAUUUGAAGAUCUCUUUACCUGAACCAUGCAAGAAGCUACGAAAAUGGUAGGCUUUAGCAUGGAUAUGGUACUUUUGUCCACUCCAUUUCAGUGGUUUGAGUUAGUAUUGAAGAACUUUAUUCUGUUUUAAGAAAUAUUGGUAGCAACAAUAAAUUAUAGAUAUCUCAACUAGUUGGAUUGAA
Macadamia integrifolia is the source of this 1839-nucleotide messenger RNA. RefSeq names its product delta(12)-fatty-acid desaturase FAD2-like. Gene Ontology annotation, molecular function: oxidoreductase activity, acting on paired donors, with oxidation of a pair of donors resulting in the reduction of molecular oxygen to two molecules of water. Lineage: Eukaryota; Viridiplantae; Streptophyta; Magnoliopsida; Proteales; Proteaceae. The transcript is spliced from 3 exons. The record is from RefSeq and is a predicted model, not a curated record. Gene Ontology annotation, biological process: lipid metabolic process. Bases 356 to 1507 code for a protein of 383 amino acids.